Molecule: messenger RNA, 1317 nt
Organism: Volvox carteri f. nagariensis
Lineage: Eukaryota; Viridiplantae; Chlorophyta; Chlorophyceae; Chlamydomonadales; Volvocaceae
Exons: 13
Coding region: 1-1317 (438 amino acids)
Biological process (GO): rRNA base methylation; tRNA methylation
Molecular function (GO): RNA methyltransferase activity
Source: RefSeq, a predicted model, not a curated record
AUGGGAAAGGUCAGGUUGGGUGCUGAGUACGGGAAGCAACCGCCACACCCCGGCCACUGCUCCCAUCUGAAUCCCCAUAUAGCUUUCAUCCCCAUCCGGCCUAAUGUGUACGACGCUGAUGGCCGGCUGUACGUCAAGGGAGUGACUCUACCGGAGCUGCAGCAAUGGUUUGCGGCGCAAGGUGAAAGGCCCAGUCGAGCAGACCAGUUGUGGCGCUGGGUGUACGGCAACAAUGGCGCUAGCGGCGGCGGCGCAACGGCAUCUGGCAGCAGCGCCGCCGCCACCGAGCUAAUUAGGCAACAAUAUAGCGAAAGAGCCCCCUGGUGGGUUCCUAAUCAAGCACAGCAACGCGGUGGAAACGACGGCGGCGGCGGCAGCAGCAGCUUCCCGGGCGGCAGUAGCACUACAACCGGAAGUGGCGAUGGUGGCGGCGGUGUUCCGUACAUUGGCGGCGGCGGUGGAUUACGGCGGUUAGAGGACGCCGCCGAGCCCGCUGUUGGGGGAUUCAGCGGAGCCUUCAUGACGAAGUUCAGGGCCCUUCUCAGCCUCCAGGGGGGCCUUAUGCUGGAGGACGUGACCCCUGCCUCGGACGGAACGCGCAAGCUUGUAUUUCGUGUAACCGAGGGGGAGGCGGCAGGUGGGCGCAUUGAGACGGUUCUCAUUCCCUGGUUCCGGGAUUACGACCCACGGGUCGGUCGCCGGGAGCAUCCCAGAUACACACUGUGCGUAUCAUCGCAGGUCUUAGUUGCGCAGCGCCUGCUGGACCAAGAUCCCGCACGUCCUCCGGCCGCUACCGCUGCAACAGCUGCUACUGCUGCCCCCAUCACCAAUAUCGUGUUUAUGGGGAUGGGGGAGCCCCUACACAACUGUACGGCAGUGUUUGCAGCGAUUGACAUACUGACACAUCGUCGAGGGUUGGGGUUUUCUGCGAGCAGGUGUGAGGAUCACCCUGUCCACCGUCGGCCUGCUCCCCCAGCUUCAGCACUUCCUGGACAGACGGCCGUUAAAGGCGGGGCGUUACGUACUGUUCGAAUACACCCUGCUGGGAGGUUCAACCCCUUCCCGGGGACUCUCUACGUGCCGUCGGCUCCCGAACGGGUGGAUGAGUUCCGACGGGUACUGCGGGAAGGCGGUCGUAUCGUACAUGUACGGCAGUCCAAGGGCGACAGCGGCAUGGCAGCGUGUGGGCAGUUGGGGGAUGUGGGGGGAACGAAGGAGGGGGUUCCGCACCCACCACCAGCAUCCAACGGAAUCUGCCGGGUCGACGGCGGCUCAACUCCAUUCCUGGUCAGCUCGCAAGUCAACUUUAUCAACUAG